Cryptotermes secundus is the source of this 1917-nucleotide messenger RNA. It is a transcript of the gene Sp1, whose product is annotated as transcription factor Sp9. Bases 295 to 1845 code for a protein of 516 amino acids. Gene Ontology annotation, molecular function: DNA-binding transcription factor activity, RNA polymerase II-specific; RNA polymerase II cis-regulatory region sequence-specific DNA binding. NCBI's taxonomy places the organism in Eukaryota, Metazoa, Arthropoda, Insecta, Blattodea, Kalotermitidae. The transcript is spliced from 3 exons. The record is from RefSeq and is a predicted model, not a curated record. Gene Ontology annotation, biological process: regulation of transcription by RNA polymerase II.
CCGAGUUCGGCAGUCGCUGUGUCUCAUGCGUGUUACUCCCAUCUGCACAAUUGUUGGUGUUGCUUGUGUUGUUUGUUGCGAUAGAGCAAGGGAAAUGGGACUUCCCUAAACUGAUACCAACCCAACAAAUGUGUGACAAAUAUUAUUUAUCUUCUUUAUUUCGUAUCGUAAACUAUAUUACUUGAAUGUGGGUUGUUAUUGAGACAUAAGUGUUUGGUUGGGUAAUUUAUUUGAACAGUUUUAACAAAAAACGACGCCGAGAGCAACAACAGCAACGAAGACGCCGGCGUCGAGAUGCUAACUGAUGUGACCCCUGUCGGUAGAGUGGCUGGUCAACUAUACACAGGGCAGAACGUCCAUGAAGGACAUCUUGAGAGCUCAGUGGAGGUUGCGCACAGGGUUCAGGCAAAACUGAUGCCUAGCGUGGAGCAAAUCCUGGACCACCCUGGACUUCGGGGAACCCCGCUGGCGAUGCUGGCAGCGCAGUGCAACAAGCUGUCGAGCAAGUCUCCUCCACCUCUCGCGGACGCCGCGGUGGGCAAAGGUUUUCACCCGUGGAAGAAGAGCCCGCAGACAAGUAGCACCAACGCCGGCACCACCGUCAGCACCACCCAGCGCUCCUCCCUGAUGCCCUCCGUCACCAGCAGCAGUGCCGUCAGCUCCAUGGCUGCCGCCAACUCUACAUACACUAGCCGUCCCGUGAUGACGUCUCCGGCUUGCAGCUCAGCAGCGACAUACGGCGGAGGAGACCUGUACUUCCCUGGCGCGACCGCUCAGAGCGCGGUCACCACAGACAACUCUCACCAUCACCACCAUCAGGCGGCCCUCCUGGGCAAGGUGGAAGGGACGGCAACCGCCCACCACGCCGCUGCCCUGGGCUCAGUGUACACGAGACACCCGUAUGAGUCAUGGCCCUUCAACACGAUGCCUGGCGCGACGCACCACAGUGCCAUCAAGCCCGGAGACGCGGUAAAUACGGCCGGCACGUGGUGGGACGUUCAUUCGGCGGCUACAGCCGGGGGCUGGCUGGACAUGAGCGGGGCGGCGGCCGCAGGGAUGCACGCGCAGAUGGCUGCAGCAAACUAUGCCGCAACGUCAGCUGAUUAUUCGUCCCUGAGCCACACCCUGGCGGCGUCAAACACGGCACACCAUCUCCUGUCCUCUGGACAGCAUCUGCUACAAGACACGUACAAGUCCAUGUUGCCAGGGGCACAAACUGUGGGGGCAUCCUUCGGACUGGGGCACCAUCAUCACUCUCCGGCCACAGCGCCCUCUCCCGUCUCUGCUGCCGCCUCCUUACCGCCCCAGGUUCCAUCCCCGCGCUCCCAGAGGCGGUACACGGGACGGGCCACCUGUGACUGCCCCAACUGUCAGGAAGCAGAGAGGCUGGGCCCAGCAGGGGUGCAUCUGCGCAAGAAAAACAUCCACAGUUGCCACAUCCCGGGCUGCGGCAAGGUGUACGGCAAAACAUCGCACCUCAAGGCGCACCUCCGCUGGCACACGGGUGAGAGGCCCUUUGUGUGCAACUGGCUCUUCUGCGGGAAGCGGUUCACGCGUUCCGACGAGUUGCAGCGUCACCUCAGGACGCACACGGGCGAGAAGCGCUUCGCCUGCCCGGUAUGCAACAAGCGGUUCAUGCGGUCCGACCAUCUAGCCAAGCACGUUAAGACGCACAACGGCAACGGCAGCAAGAAGGGAAGCUCGGAGUCUUGCAGUGACUCCGAGGAGAACAGCCAGUCGGAGCUGGCGGGCGGUGUGAACUCGCCCGCGUCCGUCAACAACACGCCCCCUCCAGCGCCCCUUACAGGACUGGAGGACGUGAAGCCCCCCGGGGGCCUAGUCUGAGCCCGGUGGGGUCCAGCGCUGUUCUAUCAUCAGUAUCACCACUAGGAGUCGGUCAGCGCAAGGACCCCACAC